AUGAAAAGUCAGAUCGCCCAGCUGUUGGAACAGAAUGAAGCUUUACUCGCCUCGGUUGAAACCAUCCAACAGCAGCAGAUGCAGGAGAGGACGGACUCUCAUCAUGGCGAGCUUGAUGAACCGGAACCCCAGCCGUUCUCAGCUGAAAUAUGGAACGCUCCAGUUCCGGAGAACUUCAAACCGCCGCACCUGCCUACCUUCAAUGGAAGGGGCGAUCCGUCUGAACAUGUGACAGUAUUCAACACCCGGAUGUCCGUAUACGGAGUCGCCGAUUCUCUUAAGUGCAAAUUGUUGGCGGGUGCUUUUGCGGACGCAGCUUUGCGCUGGUACAUGAGCCUCCCUCGCUUCUCCAUUGUGGGUUAUCAGGAUAUGAUUAAGAAGUUUACCCAGCAGUUCUCUGGUAGCCGCCACCGAAAAGUAUUAUCCACAAGCUUAUUCAAUGUUCGUCAAGGACCAAACGAAUCGCUAAAAGAGUAUCUCGCCCGCUUCAACGAGUCAACAAUCAAAGUCUCCAAUCCCAAUCAGGAGGUCUUCGUUGGAGCUUUUCAGAAUGGCUUGCGUGCUGGCCAAUUCAACGAAUCGCUGGCACAAAAACCCGCUGAUUCAAUAGAAGAAGUAAUUGCUCGGGCCGAGUGCUAUGUGAAGGGAGAAGAGUCUAAUGUGGAAAGGAAAGCUAGAGAUGCGAAAGAGAGAGGGAGUUCAGGAGCAGAGCGGCGAAACCCUUAUGUCCCGCCCAACAGGGAUAGAGGGGCCUUCAAGAAGACUAACGAUAGGAGUUCACAUCGUUAUGCACCUGAUCACUUCACCCCCUUGAACACACGCCCCGAGAAAAUUCUCAAGGAAGUUCUCGAAUCAAGAGUAAUCCCGCCAGCUGCGGAACCCCGGUUCAAGUAUAUGGGUCUGAAUAAAGAUGCGUGGUGCAAAUACCAUCAAGUGCUUGGACAUGGCACAAACGACUGCAUUCACUUGAAAAGAGAGAUUGAGAAGCUGAUCCAGAGCGGAAAACUAAGAGGAUAUACCAAGAACGCCGACGAUAGGCGCCGUCCGGAGUCAACCCAAGAUAAACCUGCCCUAGAGCCAAAACAUACACUCCAUACCAUCUCGGGAGGUUUUGCCGGAGGCGGAGAGUCAGGAAAGUUGCGAAAGAAGUAUGCUCGCCAGGUAAUACUUCUAGGAGAUGCCCAUGAACCAGAGAGAAUCCCAACUAUUUCUUUCUCCCAAGAAGACUUCGGACAGGUAAUCCCUCAUGACGAUGAUCCGUUGGUUAUAUCUUUUCAGCUCCUGAACUGGGAAAUCAAACGGGUACUCAUAGAUAUCGGAAGUUCGGCAGAUGUCCUAUAUUACGACACCUUCAGUAAGAUGGGUCUGAGCGAAGAACAGCUUCAACCUUUCAAAGGGACCCUGUCGGGUUUUACUGGGGAGAAGGUACAUGCACGUGGCUAUGUCACUCUCAAAACGACCUUCGGAACCGGAGAUCAACAAAAAUCCAUCAAGAUCAGGUAUUUGGUGAUCAACGCACCCAGUUCAUACAACGCUAUCAUUGGACGUCCUUCCAUCAAUCUUUUAGAUGCCUUUGUCUCUACUAAACAUUUGAUGAUGAAGUAUCCCCUGGACAACGGGCGAGUUGGGGUAAUAAGAGGUGAUCAAAAGAUCGCGCGAGAAUGCUAUCACGCCAGCCUCAAGCUCGGCGGGAAAGGCAGAGAGACACUCGGCGUAAAUCUCAUUGACCUUGAUCCACGAGAAGAUUACCAGCAGGAACGGAUAGUGCCUAUCGAAGAUUUGAAAGAUAUAGUGAUAGGAUCCGAUCCUAAUCGGACCACCAAGAUCGGAGCUUCCCUCAAAGAAGCGGAGGAACGAAACCUGAUUCAGCUUUUGCAAGAGAAUUUUGACCUCUUCGCAUGGUCCCCCUCUGAUAUGCCUGGAAUUGAUAUUAAGGUGGCUUGUCACCAUCUGGCAGUUAGCCCAUCCGUAAAACCGGUGGUACAGAAGAAGCGGAAGAUGGGCGAGGAAAAACGAAAGGCCGUAGACGAAGAAGUAAAAAAGUUAAUGGAAGCUCGUUUUAUCAGCGAGAUCAAAUAUCCUACAUGGCUGGAAAACACUGUUCUAGUAAAAAAAACCUCAGGGAAAUGGAGGAUGUGCGUGGAUUAUACGGAUUUGAAUAUGGCGUGUCCUAAGGAUCCAUAUCCCUUGCCGAAUAUUGACCAUCUGAUAGAUAAUGCCGCCGGGUACAAAACUCUGAGUUUUAUGGAUGCCUACUCCGGCUACAACCAAAUCAAAAUGGACCCUUUGGACGCCCCUAAAACUGCCUUCAUGACGAAUCAGAAAAAUUAUCACUAUGAGGUAAUGUCAUUUGGUUUACGAAAUGCUGGAGCAACUUUUCAACGCUCUAUGGAUACAAUCUUCAGUGCCCAGAUUGGAAGGAACCUGGAGGUAUAUGUGGACGAUCUUGUAGUGAAGACGCCCGCUGAAGGCCAACACUCGGUGGACUUGAAAGAAAUUUUUCAACAAGUAAGAAAGGCGAACAUGCGCCUUAAUCCCGCCAAGUGCACGUUCGGAGUACAUGCGGGCAAAUUCCUGGGUUUUUUGUUGACCAAAGAUGGCAUUGAAGCUAAUCCGGAUAAAUGUCAAGCCAUCAUCAACAUGAGAAGCCCAUGUAGUGUAAAGGAAGUUCAACAGUUAACGGGAAGGUUGGCCGCGUUGUCCAGAUUUCUCUCUUGUGCAGGAGACAAAGCUUUCUCUUUCUUUCCCUCGAUCAAGAAAAAAGAAAAAUUUGAGUGGACCCCAGAAUGUGACAAAGCUUUUCAGAGGAUCAAAGUGUUUCUCACCACACCUCCUAUUCUUCAUCGCCCAACACAGGGGGCGGUCUUGUCCCUAUACCUUUCAGUGUCAGAGAACGCCCUGAGCUCCGUCCUCGUCGAGGACUCUGAAGAAAAGGAGAAACCGGUAUAUUUCGUCAGCAGAGUCUUCAAGGGAGCGGAAUUACGGUACCAAAAGAUUGAGAAAUUAGCAUUGGCUGUGGUAGCAACCGCCAGAAAAUUACGCCCGUAUUUCCAGAGUCACAGAGUGAUCGUCCGAACCAACUACCCAAUAAAGCAGAUUCUCAGCAAACCGGAUCUAGCAGGAAGGAUGGUGUCUUGGGCAGUAGAACUCUCAGAGUAUGACAUCCUGUUCGCCCCCAGAAACAGCAUCAAAUCCCAGGUACUGGCGGACUUUAUGGUUGAAUUUUCUUCUCCCAUUGAAACUACCACGCCUUUGGUUUGGACAUUAUCAGUGGAUGGGUCGUCGAAUUUGAAAGGAAGUGGAGCGGGUAUCGUCCUGGAGGGACCUGGCGAUCUUCUCAUUGAACAAUCGUUAAAGUUCGAAUUCAAGGCCAGUAACAAUCAGGCGGAGUAUGAGGCUUUAAUAGCUGGAAUGAUUUUAGCUCGAGAGAUGGGCGUGGAGAACCUCAGAGCUCGGAGUGACUCGCAGUUGAUGACCAAUCAGAUCUCCGGGGAAUACCAAACUAAAGAUUCGCAGCUUUCUAAAUAUCUCACCAGCGUACGGAGUUUCGCGAAGUCUUUCAACUUCUUCGAAGUGAUCUAUGUACCUAGAGAGCAGAAUGCGCGGGCAGAUUUGUUAGCAAAACUAGCUAGCACUAAGCGACCAGGCAAUAACCGAACAGUGAUUCAAGAAAUAGUGUCCGCUCCAAGUUAUGAAACAACGGAAGUCCUCUUCACGACUCAAGAAGCAAAGGGGUGGAUGACUCCAAUCUUGCAAUAUCUGACAGGUUCCUUUGAGCCUGCAAACGAGGAAGAAAGACUGUCGGUCAAAAAGAGAGCCGCCAAGUUUACUAUUGUGGCGGGGAAACUUUACAAACGAGGGGCGGUUACUCCUUUGUUGAGGUGCCUAGGAGAGGAAGAAACAGAGCUGGUCCUUUUAGAAGUACACGAAGGAGUUUGUGGAAGUCAUAUCGGCGGACGAUCUCUCGUCGCCAAGCUUUUGCGUGCGGGAUACUAUUGGCCUAGGAUGACCCAAGAUUGCUGCGAAUUUGUCAAAAAAUGUGACAAGUGCCAACGGUUUUCUGAUAAAAAAAUAGCUCCGGCAAACGAAUUGACCUCAGUGUUUUCUCCUUGGCCGUUUCACAAGUGGGGAGUUGACAUUGUGGGACCUUUUCCCCCAGCUCCAGGACAGUUGAAGUUCCUCAUCGUCGGCGUAGAUUACUUCACCAAAUGGGUCGAAGCAGAAGCAGUUUCUAAAAUAACAGCGGAACAAGUAAUAAAAUUCUACUGGAAGAAAAUCAUAUGUCGUUUCGGACUUCCUCGGAACAUCGUAACAGAUAAUGGGACUCAGUUCGCCAGCACCAGAGUAGUUGACUUUUGCAAACAAUUAGGAAUCGAAACAAAAUUCGUAUCAGUAAUUCAUCCUCAAGCAAAUGGGCAAGCAGAAGCCGCCAACAAAGUAAUUCUGAAUGGUAUAAAAAAGAAGCUUGAGGCAGCCAAAGGACUCUGGGCAGAGCAGCUUUACGAGGUUUUAUGGUCAUACCACACAACACCACAUUCUACUACCGGAGAGACACUAUUCACUAUGGUUUACAGAGCAGACGCAAUGCUUCCAGUGGAGAUUGAUACCCCAACAUGGCGACGAGAAAAUUUCAGUGAAGAAGCCAAUAAGGUCGGAGUUCAGUGUACGAUGGAUAUGAUCGAUGAAGUACGUGAGUCCGCACAUAUCCGAGAAUUCGCCGCCAAACAAAGAGCUGCCCAGCGAUAUAAUUCAAAAGUCAUCCCUCGCAGUAUGAAAGAAGGCAACCUUGUUUUGAAACAAGUCGUCGCCCCUACCAGGAUAGGAAAGUUGUUGCCGAGUUGGGAGGGACCAUAUAGAGUUAAAGAAAAACUCCAACAUGGCGCUUAUAAGUUGGAAGAAUUGAAUGGGAAGACAGUACCAAGAACUUGGAAUGCAAUCAACUUACGACAUUAUUAUAGCUGA
This is a messenger RNA of Medicago truncatula (barrel medic), 4962 nucleotides long. RefSeq lists its product as uncharacterized. The record is from RefSeq and is a predicted model, not a curated record. The transcript has 2 exons. Gene Ontology annotation, biological process: DNA integration. The coding region runs from base 1 to 4962 and encodes 1653 amino acids. Gene Ontology annotation, molecular function: nucleic acid binding; RNA-DNA hybrid ribonuclease activity. NCBI's taxonomy places the organism in Eukaryota, Viridiplantae, Streptophyta, Magnoliopsida, Fabales, Fabaceae.